GAAUCGAGCAUUGAGAGCUUCUUGCUUCAAGUUUUACCGUUCCUGGCAUGCCUCCUUGAAUUUCACUAUGACUAGGCGCCAAUUUUCUGGUAGCACGACAGAUCAGGAUGAAUCCAGUGAUGAUGAAUCAGACAAGAUGGACAAGGGGGUUGAAGAAGGGAAAAUACCAGUCUAUAUCCCUUGGAAAAGCGCGGCGUUGUUUAAGAUGUCUAACAGUGACAAAAGAAAAGGAAAACAAAAGAUGACAUCCAACAAUAAAAUAAAAAAGGUGAAAUUGACACGACUUGCUGAAAGUUUAGAAGAACCAAUAACAUCCAAUUCUACCACUACUCCAUCUGCUACAACGGCCAAUACACUUUCCUCAUUACAUGCGUCUUCAAAUGUUGAGACAAGUCAAAGGAAGCUAAAACUGGACUUGGCAGGAGAAGGAUUUUUACCUUCACUUACCGCGGCUCAUGCAAUUUCGGACAUCAUUAAAGGGCAUUACUCUCAGCCGUGGCCUUCGUGGAAAAAGAUACCAGAUGCUACUAGGAAAUUUUGGUGGGAAAAGUUCAAAAGAAAACAUCAGUUUUUUCCUCCAGAUCUUUAUUGGGCUCGAAAAAAUUUUGAGAGGCGAGGUGUGGCGUUACUAAAAAAUUUGUUGGGAAAAGCUCGUACAAGUCGUGUCAAACCUCAAUGGAUAGAAGAUGGUGUGUGGGAUGCUCUCUGUGCUUAUUGGAAUACUGACACUGGGUUUCUACAAAGGAGCACACAAGGCAAGUCAAAUCGAGCAUCUGGUUGCAGCGGAUUUGGAGCGGCUCUUCAUACUGCUGGCCCAAUUUCCGUUAUCCAACACAAAACUAAUAUGUUAGAAUUGUUUGCGAAGACCCACAAACACAAGGAUGAGACAUGGGUGGAUAAGAAAUCAAAACAUGUUGCG
Messenger RNA from Arachis ipaensis, 919 nucleotides. The record is from RefSeq and is a predicted model, not a curated record. Lineage: Eukaryota; Viridiplantae; Streptophyta; Magnoliopsida; Fabales; Fabaceae.